Talpa occidentalis (Iberian mole) is the source of this 2035-nucleotide messenger RNA. RefSeq names its product WD repeat domain 45 (gene WDR45). Gene Ontology annotation, molecular function: phosphatidylinositol-3,5-bisphosphate binding; protein binding; phosphatidylinositol-3-phosphate binding. The record is from RefSeq and is a predicted model, not a curated record. Gene Ontology annotation, cellular component: extrinsic component of membrane; phagophore assembly site membrane; cytosol. The transcript has 11 exons. The coding region runs from base 566 to 1651 and encodes 361 amino acids. Lineage: Eukaryota; Metazoa; Chordata; Mammalia; Eulipotyphla; Talpidae. Gene Ontology annotation, biological process: nucleophagy; autophagy of mitochondrion; protein localization to phagophore assembly site.
GGGGAUCUGGGGGAACAUCUGGGUUGUCCCUGGUUGGGCAAAAGUUAGCAUGGCAUGAGAAGAGGCUGUCCCAAGAUAGACAUGGGAUCCUAAAGGGGUUUGAGGAAGCCUGUGUCAUGGGAAGGUGUGAGCUGUCUCUGGGUUGCUGGGAGGGUCAGAUGGGCAUGAUUAGGGUAGUUCCUAUCAGUGGUGGACCAACCAUAGCAGGUCUUGGGGCCAGGUCAGGACGAAAUACAGGAAGAGGUGUAUGUCCUUUCCCCUAUUUAUUGACAGGUGGAUUUGGUGUCCAGGUGUGAAGAUGAGAAGUGGGUGGGAGUGGAUCGAGGCCAUGCUGGGCAUCAGGCCCAGGACUGGCUAGGAGCGGGAAGGAGCUAUCACUGGGGCACCUCCAACCCCAUUACUUCCUGACAAGCCAUGAGGGCCAGCAAUCUUGCUGGGGUUAGUAGAUGGCAGAGAGGAAGAAGAAGAAAUCUAUUAGGGACAGAAUUUCUAGGACUCAGAGGGUAGACCUCAGGACUCUUCCCAAUCCUACCCCCAUUUGUGUCCAGGGAAGCAAUCCUGGACCAUGACUCAGCAGCCACUUCGAGGAGUAACCAGCCUACGUUUCAACCAAGACCAAAGCUGCUUUUGCUGCGCCAUGGAGACUGGUGUGCGCAUCUACAAUGUGGAGCCAUUGAUGGAGAAAGGACAUCUGGACCAUGAACAGGUGGGCAGCAUGGGCCUGGUGGAGAUGCUGCACCGCUCCAACCUCUUGGCUCUGGUGGGUGGUGGUAGCAGCCCCAAGUUCUCAGAGAUCUCAGCAGUGCUGAUCUGGGAUGAUGCCCGGGAGGGCAAGGACUCCAAGGAGAAGCUGGUGUUGGAGUUCACCUUCACCAAGCCAGUGCUGGCUGUGCGCAUGCGCCAUGACAAAAUUGUCAUCGUGCUGAGGAACCGCAUCUAUGUGUACUCCUUCCCUGACAAUCCCCGAAAGCUGUUUGAGUUUGAUACCCGGGACAACCCCAAAGGGCUCUGUGACCUCUGCCCCAGCCUAGAGAAGCAGUUGCUGGUGUUCCCUGGACACAAGUGCGGGAGUCUGCAACUUGUGGACCUGGCGAGCACAAAGCCUGGCACAUCAUCUGCUCCAUUUACCAUUAACGCACAUCAGAGUGACGUGGCCUGUGUGUCCCUGAACCAGCCAGGCACUGUAGUGGCCUCAGCUUCCCAGAAAGGCACCCUUAUUCGUCUCUUCGACACCCAGUCCAAGGAGAAACUGGUGGAGCUGCGUCGAGGCACUGACCCCGCCACCCUCUACUGCAUCAACUUCAGCCAUGACUCCUCCUUCCUGUGUGCUUCCAGUGAUAAGGGCACAGUCCAUAUCUUUGCUCUCAAAGAUACCCGCCUCAACCGCCGCUCUGCGCUGGCUCGCGUGGGCAAAGUGGGGCCUAUGAUCGGGCAGUAUGUGGACUCUCAGUGGAGCCUGGCAAGCUUUACCGUGCCUGCUGAGUCAGCCUGCAUCUGUGCCUUCGGUCGCAAUACUUCCAAGAAUGUCAACUCUGUCAUUGCCAUCUGUGUAGAUGGGACCUUCCACAAAUACGUCUUCACUCCUGAUGGAAACUGCAACAGAGAGGCUUUCGAUGUGUACCUCGACAUCUGUGAUGAUGAUGACUUUUAAGGACCCUGGGGUUUGUGCUAGGAACUUGCAACGGCAAAUCACAAAGCCUUUGAGGGAGGGUUGGAGUGCUGUGGAAGUCGCCGGCCAGCAAGUGUUAAUGCAGCAGGUGUCCGCCUUCCACUCAGCAGAGCAAUGUCUAAACAGAUCAUGUCCACUAAGAACUUUAUGAUGACCGUGUGUCCUCCUGUGUGCCCACAGUGCCAUCCAGGAACCCAGGGAGGCAGCUGACCCCCCACCCUGCCCCCGGGGCUCCCAGCCUGGAGAAGACUGCCAGGGACCCACAGGGAGUGCCCUAAUCCAACCUGUAGGGAUUUUAAAAACUUGUCAGAGAUGUCUGAUGUGACGGAAAAUGAAUAAAAGACCCUUAAUAGUAUUUAUGGCUAA